AUGUUCCAGGUCGUUACAGCGCGAGCUUAUUCAGAUGAUCCACUUGGUGGGUUGCUGUCGAGGGUUUUAGCUGUCUGCGAGCUCGACGCUUCGCCAACGCACUCGCGCGGCAGCACGCAACAGCGUGGCACAUGCACUGCAGUAAAUUGGCACGCCUGCCAUCUAGCAGAACUGAACCAGGAAGAGCUCGCUUCAACUCGUUUCGCCUCGAAACGGAGGCGCCGCCGGGCGCCUCACGACUGCUGCCAGCCUGUCAAGCGGUCUGGGCAUCCUCGAGCAGCAUCGGCGAGGUGCCGACGGCCGUGUCUCGGGGCUUUGCAGAGCAAAACGGGAACGCGCGCCGAUCGCACACCCGCAGUCUGUUAUGGCGGACUUGGCUCUGCACUGACAAGAGGCCUCUCUAUGCCUGCCUGCUUGAACAUCGCGCGCGCGCGGCCCGGUCUCUUUUUCAUGGUGCUUCGGGUCAAGUGUAUCAGCAGCGGCAGCGGCGCCGCCUGCUGCUGCAGGGCGCGCGUAGCUCACUCGGCUCCGCACGGAGCUGCUGCAGGCUGCAGGAAGCAGAGCCACUGCCGCAACCGGCGCCGAAUCUGGCAGCGACGUAUGUACACUUCUCGGGCCCGACAGCCGGCGCUGGCCGGCCGAAAGUCGCUGCGGCGCAUGCAUAUCGGCGCAAUCCUUUUGACGCGCUCAAAUCGCGCCUGCACCAACCAUCAGGGCAUCGCGCGCGGUCCCUUCGACGAGAGACAAGAGAAGAGAGACGAAGCGGAGUUGUCCGCCGAAACAGGCCGCUUGAUCAUGGUCUUCAACCAGCCGACGUACGCUCGAGCCGAGCGCCCCGCGCUUCGCGGCGCGCAUGCACUUGUCCGUCGCGGACGUGUCGAGGUGACGUGGCCUUCGCGUCCGUCGGGCUCCGAUAGCGAUGCCCCCAUCGCCCCUUUACGGGUCCGUCGGGGGGAUGGUGGGGUGGCUUGGCUGGCUGAGAACGUUCGCAGGCGAUUGCAGAGACCGCGGUGGGGCAACAACAACAUGGCUCGCCUCGCAGCAGCGCGCUGUCAACAACGACAGCAUGACCGCGCCCGUCUUCCCCGCGGUACAAGCGGUACGCGACAUCCGCGCUUGAGGUGCAAGAACUUGAUGAAGACCGCGGGCGCUUUGCCCGGCAAUGCCCGCACGGCGGCGGCGCGGCUGGCUGGCUGGAACUGUGGCGUGUUGCACCCUUGCCGUGUCUUGAAGAGGAGUUCUGCCCAACGGCAUGGACAGUCGGUUUGA
Messenger RNA from Phytophthora sojae, 1269 nucleotides. RefSeq lists its product as hypothetical. Lineage: Eukaryota; Oomycota; Peronosporomycetes; Peronosporales; Peronosporaceae. Bases 1 to 1269 code for a protein of 422 amino acids. The record is from RefSeq and is a predicted model, not a curated record. The transcript has 2 exons.